Rhodamnia argentea is the source of this 2832-nucleotide messenger RNA. Its product is annotated as transcription factor TCP2. Bases 916 to 2451 code for a protein of 511 amino acids. The transcript is spliced from 4 exons. Gene Ontology annotation, cellular component: nucleus. NCBI's taxonomy places the organism in Eukaryota, Viridiplantae, Streptophyta, Magnoliopsida, Myrtales, Myrtaceae. Gene Ontology annotation, molecular function: DNA-binding transcription factor activity; sequence-specific DNA binding. Gene Ontology annotation, biological process: regulation of secondary shoot formation. The record is from RefSeq and is a predicted model, not a curated record.
UGGCAUUCCGGACAAAUAGUUGGAGACGGAGGGGCGAAUAAAAGAUUGUAGAGAGAGAGAGAGAAGCUCGGGGUCAAAUUUUGGUGGAAUGAAUGUGGAUCAACGAACGAAAGUGAAUCGUAACCCAACCCAACCCAAACCUCUCUCUCCUCCCUCUUUAGGGCAAUCUUGAGCUCAUAACUCUCUCUCUCUCUCUCUCUCUAUACCUCUGUGUCUGUCUGUGCAGAUAUUUUCUCCUCCGAGACACUUGGAUUUUUUCUUUCGGUCUCAGCCAUGAAAACCAAUCCCAAACCCCACUUGACAAGACAGACCGAGCUGUAGCAUACCUGUCUGGUCAGCCAGAGCUUCUUCAACAAGAAAAAGGGUCAGCUGUAGGAGCUCAGAUCAAACGAGCCGUACCAAGAAUUGACUGUGCUGAAGGCUGAGGCUUCCCUGCUGAGACAUCCUUCUCAGGCUUUGCUUUUGAAAGAGGCACACACUGCAAAAAAACCUGCAAAACUAGUGAUAGAGAGAGAAGAGAGAAGCUGCUACUGCUCUGUUGUUAUUUGACCUCUCUCUCUCUAUCUUCUCACACAAUCACACAGACAUACCUGACUUGGACUUUGAUAUGUCGAAGGCGUAAAACAGGCUCUUUUUAUCGCUACACAGCCAAAGUACUCUCUGUAUUAUCGUCAUCAAUGCGUAGGACAUCGCAACCCCACCUGCACUCUCCCCAUUACCACCACCACCACACCCCUCAAAAUCCCUCCUUUUUACUUCCAAGUUCAACCCACCACUUCUCUCUCUGAGACUCACUUCCUCAAAUUUCCAAAACCCCUUCCUCCUUCUCUCUCUAGAACAAGCAUAAAUUCGAGUAAAAAGCCAAAGGGUCUCAUCAAGUUCUCAGUCCUUGCUGUUUUAAGGCAUGAAAGUGGCAUGGAGGUGGAGGAGAUCUUGACACAAGCCUGCAAAUUCCCUAGAGUUGGAAAUGGAACCAGCAGGAACAUGGAUUCGGCCAAGAUUGUGCUGAAAACCGGUGACCACCAGUACCCAGAUGACGAGGAAGAUGGGGCACAGCACAAGCAUUCCAUGAGCAUUGCCGCUGCCGCCGCAGUGGGGAUCGGUCUUGCCGGCAGUGGCACCAAUAGGCUCCGGGGUUGGCCCAACUCCCGGAUCAUUAGGGUUUCACGGUCCUCCGGCGGAAAGGACCGCCACAGCAAGGUCCUGACCUCGAAGGGACUCAGGGACCGGAGGGUCCGCCUGUCCGUGGCCACUGCGAUUCAAUUUUACGAUAUCCAGGACCGGUUGGGCUAUGACCAGCCGAGCAAGGCGGUGGAGUGGCUUAUCAAGGCCGCAUCCGACUCCAUUGCGGAGCUUCCUUCACUCAAUGGCUCGUUCCCCGACACACCGCAGCAGUUCAGCAAUGAGAAGAGGGCCAGUGACGGGGGCACGGAGCAGGAGCACGGCUUCGAUUCGGCCGAGGUUGAGCUGGACGGUGACUCAAAUUUCCAGCAACAGCAGCAACAGAACCAGAACCUCUCAUUGUCCAAAUCCGCUUGUAGCAGCAACUCCGAGAACAGCAAGGGUUCGGGUCUCUCUCUGUCCCGGUCGGAGCUCCGGGUUAAUCGGGUGAGGGCGCGCGAGAGGGCAAGGGAGAGGACUGCGAAGGAGAAGGAGACCAAUAAUCAAAACCUGAACCCAAUUUCUCAAAACUCUUCCUUCACUGAGCUCCUCACUGGGGCUAUUAGCACUGGAAACACCACCACCACCACCACCAAUACCACCACCGUUGCCACCACCACAAGUAGUCCUUCCGGCAGCAGCGAGGCCAAUCCGUUCCACAAGACUACGGCGAGGCAGUGGAGCUCGAUGGCCAUGGAGUACUUCAACAGCGGGCUAUUAGGUGGACAAUUCUCCAGGGGACAUCCUCACCACACGUCUGGUGGAUUUCCCGGGCAGAUUCAAAUGGGGAACAGCACAAAUUCACUGCCACAAGCGAUGCAAGUUCCAGCCUUUACCAUCUCCACUGAAAGUGGUGGAGGGGGCAGCCACCACCUGGAGCUCCCGCAUAUCUCCUUCGUGCACGACCACCUCAUCCCAGUGGCGGCAGCCACGGGCACGUCGCAACCAGAAUACAAUCUGAACUUCAGCAUAUCUUCAACCUCUUCUUCUUCUGGCCUUGGCGGCUUCAAUAGGGGGACCCUUCAGUCCAAUUCGUCAUCACCGUCUCUUUUGCCUCACCACCUCCAGAGGUUCACUUCUCCUGUAGACGGUCCAAGCAUGCCAUUCCUGCUUGGCACGGCCAUGCCCGUAGCUGUUGAGACUAAUCACCACCACCAAAACCACCACAUUGCCCAGUUCCAAUCUGGGAUCGAUGGCCGGUUGCAGCUCUGUUACAGCGACCGUACCCAACACGCCGGGGCCGCUGCCGCCGCAGCCAGCAACCACAAGGGAAAAACAAAGAACGAAUGAACCCCAUCAAGAUUCCAUUCGUAUGUAAUCCAUCUCCUUUCGGUUGAUGCAGCUGGAUGCAAUCGCGAAGAGAGUGAAGAUGUAGAUAUGGUGGCGAAAAGCCACGAGCGGAUCGGAAUGCGACCUUUUUACAUCUUUCGUCAUCUAUGGAUUUAUUUAUGUUUAGUUUGCUUAUAUGUCGAUUUGGAAGUAAUUUCGGCUCGAGUCCGAGCAUUCGAUCUGUAUUAUCCCCCCGUCUCAUUGUGUGCUUUCCUUGUUUUUCCCAGAAUAUGAAUCGAGAAAUGUGAUUGUUGCUGUUAUUCAUUGUUCUUGAAACUGUUUUAUAUACAGUCAAAUCAGCCACAGCAUGAAUCAUGGAGAUCGAGCAUUGCCACAAUCCAA